AAGAAAUAUAAAGUUAAGUAAGGUAUUAGGAUUAAGACUGAAUCUCUGUUCAAGUUUCCAUCACAUCAGUGGUAACAACUUUAUUUAUAGAUGAUUUGGAACAGUUAUUGGAAACUACUGAAAUGAUAAAUCAGACAUUCAAUGCUGAAUUCAUUCUGCUUGGAUUUGGAAACAAUCAGAUACUACAUAUUCCUCUCUACUGGCCCUUCUUCUUCAUCUACAUGGGGACCAUGGCUGGAAACCUAUUUAUUAUUCUGCUGGUUGUUUUUGAUCAACACCUCCACAUUCCCAUGUAUUUUUUCCUUGGGAACCUUUCAUACUUGGAGGCCUGUAGCAGUUCAAACAUCUUACCACAAAUGCUAUUCAACUUACUUACUGGAAGUAAACUGAUUUCUUAUACCACUUGCUUUGUGCAACAUUAUUUUUUUGGUUCUUUUGUAUCUGUGGAAUGUUACCUGUUGUCUGCAAUGUCGUAUGACCGGUAUUUAGCUAUAUGCAAACCACUACGUUAUACUACCAUGAUGAAUGGCAGAAUAUGUUUUAAACUGAUAGCCUAUUCUUGGAUUAGUGGUUUUUUAGCAAACACUAUUACACUGAUUAUCAUAUCCAAAUUAGUUUUCUGCAAUAAUAGAAUUGAUCAUUUCUUUUGUGACACCUUCCCAAUUAUAGAAUUAUUUUGUGGGGACACAUAUGCUUUAAAAGUUUUUCUUUAUGUUUUAAGCUCAAUAUUUACUUUCCCACCAUCUAUAUUAACUCUAACAUCUUACACAUUUAUCAUUGUAGCCAUAAUGAGAAUGCCUUCCACUGUAGGAAAACAAAAGGCAUUUUCCACCUGUUCUUCUCAUCUCUUGGUAGUGACUAUUUUUUAUGGGACUCUGAUGAGUAUCUAUGUAGUACCUAACACUAACAAACUGAAUGGGCUUCAUAAAGUAUUCUCUGUGAUCUACACCAUAAUAACCCCCAUGCUUAAUCCUAUUAUAUACAGUUUAAGAAAUAGAGAAGUAAAGGAUUCUUUGAGAAGACUUUGUUACAUUUUGUUCAAGUUUAGAAAAAUAUAAAAAGAGUCAAAAUAUGUUCCUCUUAUAUUCUUAAAUGAAAUACUUUAUUUUCUUCUUAUAGUUUAGAUAAUAUUUCAUUCAUUGAUUGUUCUAUCUUCAAAAUCAGUUCUAUAGAUAAAUGUUUAAUCAGAAAACAAAAACUGCUUAAUUUUAUGUGCAUCAAAAUAUUAUAUGUAUCAUUUUUGGCUAAAAAUGAAAAGUUAUGAGCAUCACACUUGGGGUUUUCAGUUUAUGUGAAGUUUUACAAAUUUACUGAUAUUGUUUAGUCAAAUAUUAGAAUUAAUCUAGCAAAUGUUAUUAAAAGGCAUAAUAAAGCUCAAAGUUUAUUUAUUAAAAAUAUGUUAAUUAGGAAAAAUUAUUACAUGGCUUUUAAAUUUUGGCUCCCAUCCUCCUACAAGU
This is a messenger RNA of Crotalus tigris (Tiger rattlesnake), 1457 nucleotides long. RefSeq names its product olfactory receptor 1044-like. Gene Ontology annotation, molecular function: olfactory receptor activity; G protein-coupled receptor activity. Gene Ontology annotation, biological process: G protein-coupled receptor signaling pathway. The transcript is spliced from 2 exons. The record is from RefSeq and is a predicted model, not a curated record. Lineage: Eukaryota; Metazoa; Chordata; Lepidosauria; Squamata; Viperidae. Gene Ontology annotation, cellular component: membrane. Bases 123 to 1058 code for a protein of 311 amino acids.